Molecule: messenger RNA, 2308 nt
Organism: Brassica napus (rape)
Lineage: Eukaryota; Viridiplantae; Streptophyta; Magnoliopsida; Brassicales; Brassicaceae
Product: AUGMIN subunit 3-like
Exons: 17
Coding region: 160-2100 (646 amino acids)
Biological process (GO): centrosome cycle; spindle assembly
Cellular component (GO): mitotic spindle; HAUS complex; centrosome
Source: RefSeq, a predicted model, not a curated record
AAGAUCAACAAUAAAAUUAUUUUAAACCAAAUGCCAUUUUUUUUUCCACAAAACUUUCAAAAUCGAACCACCGUCUAAAGAAAUGACACAGUGAAAUUCAAAUUUCAAUUUAGAGUCUGCGAUCUAACCGGCUGAUUUGGCUGAAGAAGCAAAUCGGAGAUGAGCGGUGCGAGACUGUGCUCUCUGGUGGCGGAGCUAGGUUACGAAGGCGCCGGGAAGCUAGACCCGGACAGCUUCGAAUGGCCGUUCCAGUACGACGACGCACGCCCUAUCCUCGACUGGAUCUGUUCCUCUCUUCGCCCCUCCAAUGUCCUCUCCCUCCCCGAACUCUCCCUAUAUGAGCAGUUUCGAAGAGAAGGGAGGCUCUUAGAGGGCGAGGAUCUAGACCAGGCCUAUGAUAGCAUAUCAGCAUUUUCUUCCAGGAGAAAUAACCAAGAGGCAGUUUUUGGAGCAGAAGAAAGCAUAAAAGAAGUAAGAGAUGCAACUUUGGCGCAUAAGGCUGAAGCUUUGGAGUUGCAGAGGCAGCUAAGGAGGUUACAGACACAAUAUGAUUUACUAACUGGCCAAUCUUCAUCUCUGAUUCAAGGGAGACGUGCUCGAGUUGCUGCUACUUCUGCUGUAACUGGACAGAUAACAGCUAUAGAAGACAGUUUGUCUGCUAGAAAUUUGCAGAUGAAUGGAGUUCUAGGAAGAUUGGCUUCCACUUCUCAAGAGCUGGCGCAUUAUCAUUCCGGCGAAGAGGAUGGAAUCUACUUAGCUUACUCCGAUUUUCAUGCCUACUUGGCUGGAGAUUCAGCAUGCACAAAGGAGCUAAACCAGUGGUUUACUAAGCAGCUGGACACAGGGCCAUACCGUUUAGUUGCAGAGGAAGGAAAAUCUAAAUGCUCAUGGGUUAGUCUCGAUGAUACAUCAAACAUGUUGCUAGCAGAUUUGGAAAAGUCACAACAUGAACGUGUAUCUGAACUGCAGCGGCUUCGAUCCAUCUUUGGAACAAGUGAGAGACAAUGGAUUGAAGCCCAGGUUGAGAACGCUAAGCAACAAGCUAUUCUCUUGACACUGAAAUCUCAAGUAACAUCAGUUGAAGCUCAUAUUCAUUUUGAUCUACAUUCUCUAAGGAGAAAACAUGCAGAUCUAGUCGAAGAAAUCUCUACCCUUUAUCAGAAAGAAGAAAAACUCUUAUCUGAGACUAUUCCUGAACUAUGUUGGGAGCUUGCUCAACUCCAGGACACCUAUAUCUUGCAAGGUACUCAACAUUUACUCUCUGCUCUUUACUUGUUGCUUUUUGAUGAUUUUGGGAUUUCAUACGAUUUUACUCACCAUAACCUUGUAGGUGACUACGAUCUAAAGGUCAUGCGUCAAGAACUGUAUAUUAGUAAGCAGAAAGUGUUCAUCAAUCAUCUGGUUAAUCAGCUUGCAAGACACCAGUUCUUGAAAUUAGCAUGUCAGCUAGAAAAGAAAAACAUGCUUGGAGCAUUCUCUCUGUUAAAAGUAAUUGAAUCCGAACUCCAGGGUUACCUCUCCGCCACAAGAAGCCGUGUGGGACGGUGUUUGUCACUGAUCCAAGCUGCAUCUGAUGUCCAAGAACAAGGAGCAGUGGAUGACCGUGACAGCUUUUUACAUGGAGUUAGAGAUCUCUUGAGCAUUCACUCAAAUGUCCAAGCCGGGUUAUCAACUUAUGUCUCAGCUCCAGCCAUCAUUCAGCAGAUAGUUUCUCUUCAAUCGGAUCUAUCAUCUCUUCAGUCUGACCUCGAGAAUUCCCUUCCAGAUGACAGAAAUAGAUGCAUUAACGAGCUGUGUACCCUUAUUCAGAAUCUGCAGCAACUUCUCUUUGCAUCUUCAACUACGGCACAGCCCAUAUUGACACCAUGGCCGCUGAUGAAAGAACUUGAUGAGAUGGGAAAAAUCAACUCCAAACUCUCUGCAGCAGUGGAGGAGGUAACGCUAGAGCACCGCGAGAAAAGGGAGAUCGUGAAACAUCACUCCAAGGACGUGGAACUUCAAAGACGAGUAUUCAUGGACUUUUUCUGCAACCCAGAGAGACUGAGAAGCCAAGUGAGGGAACUCAAUGCACUGGUUCGUGCUCGCCAAGCCUCAUCUUAGGUCGUCACCACAAGUAUAUAUAGCACAUGUUAUCUCUAGUUUGCCAUUUCACAUACUCUAUGAUUGUAUACAAAGCGUUUUCACUGCGUUUUGAUUUCGUUUGCUAUUCUACUUUUUAUUUUCUGAGAUGUCUAUGGAUUUUUACUAUUUACUGCCAGACUUCCAUUGUUUCCAAGUUCCAUGAGCAAAAACAUUUCUAUUUGCUUUA